Wyeomyia smithii (pitcher-plant mosquito) is the source of this 2091-nucleotide messenger RNA. RefSeq names its product thiamin pyrophosphokinase 1-like. The coding region runs from base 221 to 1009 and encodes 262 amino acids. The transcript is spliced from 4 exons. Gene Ontology annotation, molecular function: thiamine diphosphokinase activity; thiamine binding; ATP binding. Gene Ontology annotation, biological process: thiamine diphosphate biosynthetic process; thiamine metabolic process. NCBI's taxonomy places the organism in Eukaryota, Metazoa, Arthropoda, Insecta, Diptera, Culicidae. The record is from RefSeq and is a predicted model, not a curated record.
AACUGUCAUCCAGUUGCUGCUGUACUGUCUGUCGAGUAUUAUUUUCGUUUCACAUUUCCACACUUUAGUGUCUCCUGCGGAAAGUACGUUUAGCUAUUAGCUAAAGAAUAUUUGCAAUAAACAAAUUAACUCAAGGAAACGUAUAAUCAAAUUCGUCCACACAAUCCACCAAAUCCAAAGUAGUAGUACACGUGUGCAGAUUAGUCGGCGCAAAACCGCAAUGAUUUUUAAUAACGAUGACCUACGCGCAGCUACCACGUGGUGUUCCGGCGAUUUGAUUGACGCAACCCUUGGCGACAAUGGAUUGGCGGUUAUUUUACUAAAUCGACCGAUUCUGCUCCACAAGGAUUACUUUCGAUCAAUUUGGAACAACGCAAAGGUGCGCAUCACCGUUGAUGGUGGAACGAACCGCUGGGUGGACUUUGUUCGGCAAAAUUUCCACGCAGACGAAGAACUCAAACCGCCCGAUUUGGUAACGGGAGAUUUUGAUUCGUGCACCGAUGAAGCGAUGUCGUACGUCACGCGGUUGAACUGCAGGAUCAUCAAAACUCCAGACCAGAACGCCACAGAUUUCACGAAAUCGCUCCAUGUACUGCAGAGCACUGGUUACGCUAGCGAGAUCAGUCGGGUCCUGGUGCUAUGCGAGAAUUCCGGUAGACUUGAUCAAAUCAUGGCCAACAUCAACACACUGUUCCUAGCCCGUACCAUCCUGCCCGACACGCCAGUGUUUCUACGCUCCAGUAAUUCGCUAAGUUGGCUCUUGCCAGUGGGAAACCACCAAAUCAAGAUACCUUCCCGGCUGGUGAACGGACGCAUCUGGUGCUCGCUGAUUCCGAUCGGGCAACGGGCCAUCUGCAGUACCAGUGGGCUGCACUGGAACCUCGACAACCGAGUGUCGGAGUUCGGCACCAUGGUAAGCACCUCCAACACCUAUUCCGCCGAGGAGGUUCUCAUUCGUACCGAUAGUGCCGUUCUUUGGUCCAUGGGGACAACCCCGAAAGAUAUGUGAUAGUUGGCCGCUGCCCGGUUCGAAACCGAUCAAGAGUAUUGCCUGAGCUAGAUGACUAAAACCAGUUUUUGCUUUAUACGGGACUGCAGGGUGCGGUGCCAAGCAGUUCCUUUAUCUCUAUUAUGUGUUAAAUGUGUUUUUUUUUUUAAAUAAAAUUUGAAUGUUGCAAAGGGAUUUAUGAUGAAAUGUGUUGAAUUGAUUGUGAAAAAUGUCUUUUUCGAAGCUAGUGAAUACUCUGAGCCUAAUCGAGCUGUGUGUUUUCUUCUCAAAUAGGUACAUUUUUAUUUUUGUUCUCUUGUGAUAUCGAACAUUUCCAUUUAUAAGUUAUUUCUAGUGCUCACCAUGCUUGCACACACUUCCUCCUUCUGUCUCCACAAGUGCGCAGUACACUUAUGCAUAUCGAUUUUUUUUUGUUUUUUGACCUCUUAUUUCUCGCGCAUGCGCGCUGCAUUUUUACUGUCUCCUCAUUCACCUCGAUUAAUUUGUACCAUGCACAAAUGAGUAAACCGUAUGUUUGUUUAUUUUAGCUUUUUGUUUAGCUGUUUGUUUGUUUUUUGGUGUCGCCCAUCAGCCGCAGCUUCGAGCCACAAUUCGUAUGCUGUGUUCCGUUAACAAAUAUUUUCUUUUUUCUUGUUUUCAUCUGCUUCUUUUCAUUAUCAAUUAAAUACUGUACUUUAUGUUUUACCAUACAAAGAAGAGAACUUCAAUACACCUUAACGCUUGUUUAAGCGUUUGCUUGUUCGUGUGUGUGUGUAUGUAUGUGUGCUCCUGUUUUUCGCGGCUUGGCUGUCUUAAAUAUUUACAAUAAAAUGUUAGGUUGGGUUUCGUUUCUACUUAGUUUCUGUGUUGCCUGCUUAAUUUUAUUAUGUUUGUAAACUUGUGUGUUUGAGUGUCUUAAAUUGAUUUCGCGGUAGUUUUACAAACUAUCGCCUUACUUCGGUACUUGCUAAGUGUGGUCUACACAUCUCUACAUACAUUCUUCUCUUCUCUUCGUGGUUCCUCUUUUGAUUUGUAUCGUUUGCAGGAUUUUAAAAAAUUGGAAUAAAAAAUAAAAUUGAGCUACAGUUAAUUUUAGAAAAAAA